This is a messenger RNA of Sitodiplosis mosellana (orange wheat blossom midge), 791 nucleotides long. Its product is annotated as 40S ribosomal protein S12, mitochondrial. Gene Ontology annotation, biological process: translation. Gene Ontology annotation, molecular function: structural constituent of ribosome. Gene Ontology annotation, cellular component: small ribosomal subunit; ribosome. The record is from RefSeq and is a predicted model, not a curated record. The coding region runs from base 135 to 680 and encodes 181 amino acids. NCBI's taxonomy places the organism in Eukaryota, Metazoa, Arthropoda, Insecta, Diptera, Cecidomyiidae. The transcript is spliced from 2 exons.
UCAUUCGGAACAACAUUGAAAGUUGUGUUGCGAAUAUGAUCUAAGAAAAAAAGUGUAAUUUUAUUCAAAUUCACGUGAAAAUCUGAAAUAUCUCUGAAUUUGUCGGUGUUUCUCAGGGAAAGGAACGAUCAAAAAUGAAUUUUCUAAAGCGUGCCGUUUCGAUUAGCGGUUUGAUUGCAAAUCAAACGGUAAAAUCGCUUCAUCAGAAUGUCCGUGCGAUGUCUUCAACAUUGGUGGCUCCAGGUGUGGAGCGAAAAUUCGUUCCAUUGAAUGAAAUCAAGCCACUUACAUCUGUGCGCAUCGAAGAGUAUUUGAAGUCACUGAAACCUGAGGAGUUGCCCGGUGAACAGAGAUUGCAACGAAUGCACGACAAACCAUUCAUAAAAUGCUAUAAAAAGCGGCGGCCAGUAUUCGAUGGCAAGCCAUUUGCUAAGGGUGUUGUGCUGCGAACAUUGAUCAAGAAACCACGUAAACCAAAUUCGGCCAAUCGUAAAUGUGUGCUGCUUAGACUGUCGACCGGUAAAGAGAUGACAGCCUAUGUGCCCGGUGAAGGACACAAUCUACAGGAACACAACGUUGUACUUGCCAAAAUCGCCCGAUUGCGAGACACACCCGGUGUCAAAAUCAAGUGUAUUCGAGGCGCCUACGAUUUACCGCAUGUCGUCAAGCGACGUGAUUAGAUAAUCAUAAAAGAAAGCUAUAGUUAUGUAUCAUCGUGAUGAUGUAGCUGAGUUUUUAAGUAAAAAUUGUUUAAAUUUGAGAUAAAAUUAAAAAAAAAACACAAGCAAUUA